GGCCGGCGGCGGCGGCGGCGGCGCGGCGGCGGCGGUGCGGCGCGACCCGAGGCGGCGGCAGGAGCAAUGGAGAUGCAGUCGUACUACACCAAGCUUUUGGGAGAGCUCAACGAGCAGCGGAAGAGGGACUUUUUCUGUGACUGCAGUAUUAUUGUGGAGGGGAGGAUCUUCAAAGCACACAAAAACAUUUUAUUUGCAAACAGUGGCUAUUUCAGAGCCUUACUGAUUCAUUACAUCCAAGACAGCGGACGACACAGCACUGCUUCUUUGGACAUUGUCACGUCAGAGGCCUUCUCCGUCAUCUUAGAUUUCCUUUAUUCAGGGAAGCUAGAUCUCUGUGGGGAAAAUGUUAUUGAGGUCAUGUCUGCAGCUAGCUAUUUGCAGAUGACUGAUGUGGUCAACUUCUGCAAAACAUAUAUAAGGUCAUCAUUAGAUAUUUGCAGAAAAAUAGAGCGAGAAGCUGCUUUUUAUCAGGCCGAUAGUGGGAGUGCUAGUUCUGCAAGAGAGGGCACCUCUUAUGGUUCAAAGAGCCAGGGUUCUGCCUCUGUCUCUUCUCUGCAAGAAAAGGAAAGGAUUUCAGGUUGUCAGAGAGAUCCUCCCUGUGGCGAAUGCAGCAGCUGCCAUCCCUUGGAGCUCGUGGUGAGAGACCCCGUAAGCAGUGACUCUCCAGAUGACGUUAAUUCUUCACUGCCCAAGGGGGUAGAACCUAAAGUAGAGUUUGACCCAGAUGGAGUAGAGGUAGAAGUGGGGGAACGUCUGCAGCAGUAUCCAACUCCGUUGUCCCUUGAGCAGAUGGAAGAGGGGCUGCACAGUGGGCAGGCGAUGGACCUGGCCUGCAAUAACUAUCACAUGAAACAAUUUCUUGAGGCCCUGUUGCGCAACAGCACAGCUCAGAGAAAGGACGAUGUGGUUCACCACUUUGUUCGGGGCUUUGAGGGUAGGCCAGAGGAUGCAGGGGUAGCCAUGAGUUCCAUGAUGGACAUUCACAGCGACUGGUAUGGUGAGGACACAGGUGAUGUGUUAGUUGUGCCAAUCAAGCUUCACAAAUGUCCAUUCUGUCCCUACACGGCUAAACAGAAAGGAAUACUAAAACGACACAUUCGCUCUCACACGGGUGAGAGACCCUACCCCUGUGAGACAUGUGGAAAACGUUUCACUCGGCAAGAACACCUUCGGAGUCAUGCUUUAAGUGUGCAUCGAUCAAACAAGCCAAUUAUCUGCAAAGGUUGCAGAAGAACGUUCACAAGUAGCAUGUCUCAAGGAUUACGACGCUUUGGCUUGUGUGACAGCUGCACGUGUGUGACCACUACACAUGAGGACUCGAUGCCUAUUAAUCUCAGCCUAAUGGAACCUUCCUCAGAAGGCCAAGAGAAGGGUGAUACAGAUAAUGAUUGGCCCAUAUAUGUGGAGUCUGGAGAGGAAAAUGAUCCAGCCGAUGAUGAUGAUGCCGAUGGUGAUGAUAAACAGGAAAUCCACAGGAGCUUAUCAGAUCGAGAAAUGCUUAUGUAGCAGUGAGAUGAGAGUGGGAGCAUUUAAAGCAUCUCCCUGACACUCAGUGGUCAGAGUGGUCAGUCUGCAAUGGAAAACUGGGUAUUUGUCCUGUUAGUAAGACUAUACUGUUUUUUUAUCAUUCCAUUUUUAAAAGAACAGUGAGGAGAACUGGAUUUUUUUUUAUAUUUUUAAGUUUUCAGUGCUGUGCACCAUAAUUUUUUGGAGAAUCUUCUGUCUAGGGUUCACAGAGGUUGUACUUGAAUAAUCUCCUGUUGUGUCUCUGCAUCCCAGGUUUAAGGAAGAAGCAGCACAUUUUGCAAGUGGAACAAUUCUGUGUUAUUUUGAUACCAGGUUUCUUCCAGUACUGCUGUCAUAGUCCUUAAUCCCUGAUCUUAAACAGGCACGGUCUUCUCUCUGAAAAGAGAUGUAGGUUAAAAGAAAUGUACUUUUCAUCCAUUACCUUGGACUUUUCCAAACUAAACUGUGAUCU
Rhea pennata is the source of this 1981-nucleotide messenger RNA. RefSeq names its product zinc finger and BTB domain containing 8B (gene ZBTB8B). NCBI's taxonomy places the organism in Eukaryota, Metazoa, Chordata, Aves, Rheiformes, Rheidae. Gene Ontology annotation, molecular function: protein binding; DNA-binding transcription factor activity, RNA polymerase II-specific; RNA polymerase II cis-regulatory region sequence-specific DNA binding. The transcript has 4 exons. Gene Ontology annotation, biological process: regulation of transcription by RNA polymerase II. The record is from RefSeq and is a predicted model, not a curated record. Bases 67 to 1509 code for a protein of 480 amino acids.